Chrysoperla carnea is the source of this 549-nucleotide messenger RNA. RefSeq lists its product as uncharacterized. The transcript has 2 exons. NCBI's taxonomy places the organism in Eukaryota, Metazoa, Arthropoda, Insecta, Neuroptera, Chrysopidae. The record is from RefSeq and is a predicted model, not a curated record. The coding region runs from base 152 to 508 and encodes 118 amino acids.
UAAGUUAAUUUAAAAUUAUUCCAAAUAUAACGUCGUAUUUGUUCAACCAAUAUUUGGCUGGCUUUAAUUUCAAAAUUAUUAGCAGUGUUAUUUUAGAAAAAAUAGAAAUUCUUAAAAUACAACGAAUAAUAAUUGACGGAAAAACACUAUUAUGGGAAUUGCUUGGACAUUUACCACACCACCUGUUCGUAGAAAGGGUAUCUUAAAAAAAAUAAAAAAUAUGAUUGAACAUUUAGACGAUAAAUCAUUUUAUUUAGAUCUUUGCAAACAAUGUCGGCCAAAUAAUUGCUCACAACAAUAUUGCCAAAUGUCAAACAAUGCAUUUUGUGGUCCUCGUUGUGGAUAUUCUGGGUGUGGUCUAGUUGGAUGUAAUAAUAUGGCAACAACACCAACAUUUCAACGUGUAGUUAUGUGUGGUCCAGCUACAUGGUUACCAAAUUAUGCACCACCUAAUAAUAGUAUAACUAUUCCACAAAAUUGUUGUAAUUCAUCCUGUGGUCAAUGCUAAAAAAAGUUUUUGUCUACGUAUUUUAAAACAUAGUCCUAACA